AUGAAGCGCGCCAUUCACCUCGCAUCGGCGCCGUUGCGACCGCCACAAAUACUGCCGUUCCCUGUCCGUUAUGCGUGCCGCCAUUACCAUCAAGCUCAACCCAUAAAACACAUUACGAGGACGAAUACUAGGCAGUUUUCAGGGUCAUCACGGUCUCGAAUCGCCUUCCAAAAAUACACACUCCCUCCCACUUCAAAAUUCCGGUCGGGCAGCCUUGACCUCCCCGCCAAAAUGAGCGCUGCUCAAGAUCCCGCGCGCAAGCGGACGGCGUACAUCGCUCUCGGGAGCAACAUGGGCGAUCGCAUCGGGUGGAUUGAGAAGGCUUGCAACGAGAUGGACGCGCGGGGCAUCAAGGUGAAGCGGACGAGCAGCCUCUGGGAGACGGAGCCCAUGUAUGUGUUAGACCAGGAUAGAUUUGUCAAUGGCGCCUGCGAGGUUGAGACGACCCUAGAGCCCCUCGAGCUCUUAGAUAGCCUCCAGGAUAUCGAAAAGGCCUUGGGCCGAAAGAAGGUCAUAGACAAGGGACCCCGCAAUAUCGAUCUCGACAUCCUGCUCUACGACAACAUCGUGUUUGACCAUGAACGCCUCAAGAUCCCCCACAUUGGCAUACCCGAGCGUGAAUUUGUUCUUCGGCCCUUAGCUGAGCUCAUCCCAGACAAACCCAUCGACCCAGCCCGCCCAUGGCGCCUCACAGCCGACUACCUCGACGCCCUCCCGCGCUCCACCACCCCCCUGACCACCAUGACCCCUCUCUCCUCCCACCACCCGCCCAUCCAAGCCCUCAACUCCUCCCGCAAAACCCACGUCAUGGCCAUCCUCAACAUGACCCCCGACUCCUUCUCCGACGGCGGCCAGCACGCCCCCAACGACCAACCCACCCUCCACCAAACCAUCACCGCCCUCCUCGACGCCGGCGCCACCAUGAUCGACAUCGGCGGCCAAUCCACGGCCCCGGGGACCCCCGAAGUCUCCCUCGACGAGGAACUCUCCCGCGUCAUCCCCGCCAUCACCCUCAUCCGCGAACGCUUCCCCUCCCGGCCCGCACUCGUCUCCGUCGACACCUACCGCGCCUCCGUAGCCGAAGCCGCCGUCGCCGCGGGAGCCGACAUCGUCAACGACGUCUCCGGCGGCUCGAUGGACCCGGCCAUGCUACCGACCGUCGCCCGGCUCGGCGCGACCAUCUGCCUGAUGCACAUGCGUGGCACGCCGGCGACCAUGAACAACCUGGCGACCUACCCGGACGCCGAGGGGGGGUUGAUCGGGGGGAUCGCACGGGAGUUGGUGGCGCGUGUGCGCGCGGCGGAGGACGCUGGUGUGCGUCGCUGGCGUAUUGUGUUGGAUCCUGGGCUGGGGUUUGCGAAGGUUGGUCCGCAGAAUGUGGAUGUCCUGCGGCAUUUGGAGGAGCUGCGGAACUGGCCGGGCUUGCAGGGCCUACCGUGGUUGGUGGGGUCGAGCCGGAAGAGCUUUAUCGGGCGCGUUACGGGGGUGCCGACGCCCCGGGAGAGGAUCUGGGGGACGGCUGCUACGGUAGCGGCGGCUGUACAGGGUGGGGCGGAUGUGGUGAGGGUGCAUGAUGUGCGAGAGAUGGCGCAGGUUGUUGCUAUGGCGGAUGCUAUUUGGAGAUACUGA
Molecule: messenger RNA, 1629 nt
Organism: Dichotomopilus funicola
Lineage: Eukaryota; Fungi; Ascomycota; Sordariomycetes; Sordariales; Chaetomiaceae
Product: putative dihydropteroate synthase
Exons: 3
Coding region: 1-1629 (542 amino acids)
Biological process (GO): tetrahydrofolate biosynthetic process
Cellular component (GO): mitochondrial envelope
Molecular function (GO): 2-amino-4-hydroxy-6-hydroxymethyldihydropteridine diphosphokinase activity; dihydropteroate synthase activity
Source: RefSeq, a predicted model, not a curated record